Musa acuminata AAA Group (dessert banana) is the source of this 1743-nucleotide messenger RNA. Its product is annotated as protein POLYCHOME-like. Lineage: Eukaryota; Viridiplantae; Streptophyta; Magnoliopsida; Zingiberales; Musaceae. The record is from RefSeq and is a predicted model, not a curated record. The transcript is spliced from 2 exons. Gene Ontology annotation, cellular component: nucleus. The coding region runs from base 813 to 1421 and encodes 202 amino acids. Gene Ontology annotation, biological process: regulation of nuclear division; negative regulation of ubiquitin protein ligase activity.
UUAUAAUAUUAAAAUUAAAUAAUUUACUUUGUAAAUAUAGAUAUCGAGAUAUUAAAGAUAACUAAUUAUAGAAAUAAUAUGUAAUUAGUUCAGUAAAACCCAAAAAUUACUCUCUCUUGUUAUCUUUCUUUGAGAAUAAAAUAGAGUAAUUAGGUCAAUGGCAUGGAUUAGUCGGCUGUUUUCCUGUAGCAUCUUUAGUUAACUUAAAUAAGUUGUACUUCGGCGCGUCUGCCACCUGACAAAAUCUGGUCACCGCCCAUUCCCUAAUUUUGAAAUUUUGAAAUGGGGGCGGAACUCGACCGCGCGGUGAUCGUAAUCCACCUCCCACAACAUUUCAGCCGCAGUUUGGAGUCCGCCACAUAUAUCGAACCCGUCUAUUCCUACUUACCCAGCCGCUGACCAAUCGCCGAUCUCGACGCCACCAGUUCCGGAUCUUAUCUCGCUCACCAUCUCGGACGACGACGAAGAGGAGAUCAGGGAAGGGGUAGAGGAAGAGGAAGAGGAAGCGAGAGAUCUGAAGCAGUUUUCUUGAAUGCUUUUCCUUCCAUCUCUCUUACCUUUCCUGGGUCUGAUUUGGCCUCUUUUGUGUUGAGUUGGGAGUUUGGAGUAAAAGGAGGAGAAUCUGAAGCCUUUUUUGGUAAGAAAUAAUGCUUAGCAAGCUGCUCUUUGUUCGUUAGUUUGUCUCAGGCUUUUCUCCUUGUUUGGGACUUGAAGGGGACCAAGAGAAGUAAAGGAUCUUGAAUGUUAUCUGUGAUCGGCAGGAAAGAAGAAAGAAAUAGAGAAGAAUCGGAAGCUAAUUCGUGGUGGAAAGAAUGGCCGAGACGAGGCAGGGGGUGAAUCGGGGCGGGGAGACCACGGGAAGCGCCACCAACCUGGGGUUCUGGAUCCGGAGGGCUGCUUACCUAGCGUCGAGGACGGGAUCGAGAUCAACGCGUGUCCAGAGUGUGGUGUUCGCCACCGACGACAAGGAGAACGUCACCCCGUCGCGGGCAGCGCGACGCCGUGGCCGGACGAGGAAGAGUCCUCUGCCCGAGUGGUAUCCUCGUACGCCUCUCCGCGAUAUCACCGUCAUCGUCAAUGCUUUGGAGCGGAGAAGGAUGCGUGUAAGGGCUGCUGCUACGGCCCGGCAAAGCACCUCCGACCCUGAACCAGCAGCAGUUGAGAAGGGUCUCCUCGAUUCCUCUUCCAGCACUGCAGCUGCCGGCCGUUCCUCCGUUUCUGCAACGGAGCAACCACCCCAGAUAUGUUCGUCUUCCAACGCCUCAUCUCCUAGGGAGGAUCCACCCGAUCAACCAACCGAAUACGAGAAGAACUUGGAGAUUUAUAUCGGUGAGAUGGAGAGGCUUGUGACGGAGAACCUGAAGAGGUCGCCGAUGCCGCCUGCGAAACGGGCCAAGCGCACUCUCAUCUCGAUGCGAUGAGCGGAAGAUUUCGUUUCCCCUUCUUAGCCACCACUCUCAUCUGCUUAGUUUCGGGCUGCUGCUGCCGAUGAUGAUCCUGCCAGUUUUGCAAGCAUACGUCUCUAACCCAUGUAAAUAUGAGGCCGUCUCUUCACCGACUGUCAUUCCUCAGUAGCAAUAUUGGAUAGUGUCUUUUUAGUAUGAUAGAACAUGAUUUCAUUUCGCAUGAACACUCCACAGGGAAAAUUGUUCUAUUUCGCAUGAAUGACAUGUUGUAAGCCACUAGAAUUAUCCCCCUUUCCCUACAUAAAAUCUCGGAUAACGUUAUUAAUACUAUUGCAAA